Molecule: messenger RNA, 3634 nt
Organism: Scylla paramamosain (green mud crab)
Lineage: Eukaryota; Metazoa; Arthropoda; Malacostraca; Decapoda; Portunidae
Gene: SMC5
Product: structural maintenance of chromosomes protein 5-like
Biological process (GO): double-strand break repair via homologous recombination
Cellular component (GO): Smc5-Smc6 complex; nucleus
Molecular function (GO): ATP binding; ATP hydrolysis activity; single-stranded DNA binding
Source: RefSeq, a predicted model, not a curated record
CAGUCAUAGAAACGUAAACAAUGGCUCCUUGUUUAGCCGCGCAGUAGAUACAAGCCAAGAAGCUGAAAAUAGUCGUGAAAUUGAAGGAAAUAGCGAGAAAUUGAAGGAAACAGGAAGGCGGAAGGAGGGAGAUGAGUUAACAUGGCGCCAAAAUCAGAAAUGGACUUCAAGACUGGAAAUAUUUGCAGAAUAUAUGUGAAGGACUUUUUGACAUUUAAUGAGGUGGAGGUGCGCCCCAAGCCACGUCUAAACCUCAUCUGUGGCCCCAAUGGCUCAGGAAAGUCCAGUAUAUUGAGUGCAAUCUGUCUGUGUCUUGGUGGGAAAGCGCAGGUGAUGGGUCGCAGCAAAGAGGUGUUCGAUUAUGUCAAGGUUGGCAAGCCUGAGGCCAUCCUGGAGGUGGAGCUGUUUGUGCAGAACCAAAUCAACGUGGUCCUAACUCACAAGAUCAGCUCAGCCACCAGGAAACGUGCGUGGUUUAUGCAAGGGAAGGAGGUCACACACAAGACGGCCAUGACACGGAUUGAGGAGUUGAAUAUACAAGUGGAUAAUCUAUGCCAGUUUUUGCCGCAAGACCGCGUGGUGGCUUUUGCGAAAAUGAAUCGGCAAGAGCUGCUGGUUGCCACUGAGAAGGCUGUGGGGGACCCAUCUCUGCACAGCGACCACCAGAUGCUGUGUUGCAGUGGCCAGCUGCUGUUGAAGAUGCAGAACAAGAUUAAAAGAAUUGAAAAGUGUAUUGCACAGGCUGAGAGGAGAUCUGUCAGGUUGAAGGAUGUGGUUGACAACAUUGAGGUGAAACAGAAGCUGGAGAAGGAAUUGGAAGACCUUAAGACACAACAAGCUUGGUACAUGUACGAUCUGAAGAGAAAGAUCCACCAGCAGCACAAGGAGAAGGUGGACGAGGCAGUGCAAGAGCUUAUCACCCUAAAGGAAAGAAUGAACCCAACUAUACAGAAAAUUAAGGAAAAGAGUGCCGUUCUUACUCAAACUAAGAAGAUUGUGCAUUCCAGGACACAGCUCAUCCGCAAGAACCAGGAUACCAAUGAGACCCUGAGGGCGCAGAGUGACAACCUGGCGGACAAAGUGAAGGACGCCUGCCGUCAUUUUGCUGCUCAGGAGACAGAGGAGCAAGAGAGGCGGACAGAAUUGAAGGAUUAUCAAAGACAGCUGGAUGUUCUACUGGGUCAGCUGCAGAACCUUCCGGAGAUGAAUGAGAAGGAGGUGGCUCAAAGACUCAAGGAACUGACAGACAAGAUCCACAAGUCGUCACAGAAGAUUGUGCACCUGCAGGGUGAGACAGCAGAGGUCGGCCGGGCCAUGGAGCAAAAGAAGGGGCUUAUACAGGCUCAUAAAAAAGAAUUGUUGAUUUUGCAGGACGUGACAGGACAGAGGAUGCAAAUGUUACGUUCAUACAAUAAGGACGCAUUCAGGGCAACACAGUGGCUUCAGAACAACAGGGACUCGUUUAACGGCCUCAUCUACCCCCCAAUCUGUGCCCUGCUGAAUGUGAAGAACCAGCAAUACGCUUGUUACGUGGAGAACCGCAUCAUGGAGAGGGAUCUGGUAGCCUUCGUAUGCGAGGACAAGGAUGACGUGAACCGCCUCAAGGACGAAAUGGACCGCCUGAAGAUGUGCGUAAAUAUCGUGUAUUCAAACCCAGCUGUUCUCACUAAUUACAAGCCACCACUGCCCAUCCAACAGCUCAGGAAGUAUGGAUUUGAGACAUACAUGCUGGACUGCGUUGAGGCGCCCCCAGCUGUUCUAUCCUUCCUGUGUCAGAAUUACAGCCUACACAGAAUCCCCAUUGGCAGAGCUGGCGACUAUGAUGCAGUGCCCCUUGAAAUAUCCAUCUUCUAUUUGGACAAGCAUCGGUACUCGCACAUUGCUUCUCGGUACGACGGCCAGGUGUCCACCAGCAUCUUUCCUGUCGGGGGAACAAAACUGCUGCAGAUCAUCCUGGACCAAGAUAAGAUUACUGAACUGAAGGGAAAUAUUGAAAGAUUGGAAAUUGAAACCAGUGAGGAAGAGGAGCAGUUGAAGGGCUUAAGGGAAGAGGAAGGGCAGCUGUCGAAGAGUCUGGAGGCUUGGAGAAAUGAAAAAAGAGCUCUGUCAUCGCGCAAGGAGGAAAGACGCAUGUUGGCUCAGCGGAUCGGCAACAAGAAGGAUCAGAUUGAACAACAUGAGAACAAGGCUAUUGAUCUUGUUGCUGCUCGGGCGGCCAUGACAGCUGUGGUGCAGACCUGCAUUCGAGACCAGAUGAAGGUGUUACAGCAGCUGCGGGUAAACAUGGAGGCAGCUGGCCAGGGUGUAUGUGGGUGUCUCCGCGCUGAGGGAAAGGCUAAGGUGCUGCACGCUGAGGUUACAGUCCUUGAGAACAGCGCCAGGGUUUGGAAGGAGAAAAUAAAAGAUAUAGAGAAAAAGAGCAACGCGAUGAAAAUGGAACUGGAAAAUCAGAAGUUAGAAGGUCGUGAUGCGCUUAACAACCUCAAGCAGCUGUUAGGCAUCGUUAGCAUCAAGGAGAUCACUGAUGAGAUUCGAGAUAGAUUCCAAAAUUCAUCGCUGGAGGAAACCGAAACUCAUUUAGCUGACAAGAAUGCUCAGUUGUCCUGCCUCACCACUGCAUCUGCCAGCGAAAUCCGAGAAUACCAGGAAAGUCAAAAGCAUCUGGCUCGGCUGAGAGACUCACUUCAGGAGCUGCAGCGUAAGGUGAACUCGCACCUCUUGGACCUGCAGGAAGUGAAGAACAGGUGGCUCCCUCACAUGACCCGUUUGGUUGCGAACAUCAGCGACAGGUUCUCGGACUUCAUGGCGCAGAUGGGCUAUGCUGGUGAAGUUGGUUUGAUUGAAAAGGACGAGGAUUUUGACAGUUACGGCAUCGACAUUAAGGUGAAAUUUCGAGAUGAACAGCCGUUGCAGCAGUUAACAGCACAACAUCAAAGCGGUGGAGAGAGAGCGGUAUCGACAGCUCUUUAUUUACUGGCCCUGCAGAGCCUCACAGCUGCCCCCUUCAGAUGUGUUGAUGAGAUUAACCAGGGCAUGGACAAGAUAAAUGAAAGGAAAAUUCUGGAGAUGUUGAUGGAAACUGAGAAGAGUCAAGAAUGCAGCCAGUACUUUUUUGUCACCCCCAAACUGCUGCAGAACCUGGAUUACAAGGGACACGUCAACAUAAUGGUGGUGCUGAAUUCACCAACCACCCUGAGUCACCGUCGCUUCACCAUCAAACGAAUUCUUAAACGUAAGGAAGAAAUUGAGAGGCGUAGGAGCAAGAAGAAGGGUACGAAGGGUGUCUAGGGUGAUGAGGAAGGGUGCACAGAUGGUGAACAGGGUGAGGGAGUGAGAAAUGCUGUUUUUUUUUUUUUUUUUUUUUUAGAUUAAAGUGUUUUGGUUAAUUUUUUUGAGUUUCUGAGAGAGAGAGAGAGAGAGAGAGAGGGUGAUUUUUUUCAAACUUUGUAAAAAAAAAUAGAUAACAAAAAAACUCAUUAUUAUUAUUAUUAUUAUUGUUAUUAUUAUUAAAAGGAAAAUAAAUAACUUGCUUUUCUUAAAGGAACCAAAAUAUCAGUUUGUACUUAUUAUUAUUAUUAUUAUCAUUAUUAUUAUUAUAUUUUUAAGCAAGAAAAUAAACUGAUUGCACAUUGAA